Molecule: messenger RNA, 10125 nt
Organism: Fukomys damarensis (Damara mole-rat)
Lineage: Eukaryota; Metazoa; Chordata; Mammalia; Rodentia; Bathyergidae
Gene: Nbeal1
Product: neurobeachin like 1
Exons: 54
Coding region: 943-9012 (2689 amino acids)
Biological process (GO): intracellular protein localization
Cellular component (GO): cytosol; membrane
Molecular function (GO): protein kinase binding
Source: RefSeq, a predicted model, not a curated record
CACCGGGUAUCAGGGCAGUGGCAGGCUGUGGAGUGGGAGGCGGAGGGCCGAGGCUCUCUCCUGCACUCCUUCUGGGCUGCUUGGGCGGCGGGGUCUCGGGUCCCUGUCGCGUGGCUGCCGCUCUGAAUAUUUUCUUGGCGACCUGGCACUUCCUAGGUGUUUUGAGGCGGGGAGGGCGUUUAAAUCUUCCGCAGCGCUUGGAGGCUUUCCCGGGCGCCUUUCCAAACCUUCCUCUUCCCGAGGGAGCUGCGGAGAGCCGGGUGGGCGCGAGUGUCGCCCUCUCAGGCCUCGAAGUUAGGGGACCGGGUUUCCUCUUCCUCCUCCCCCGCCCGGCCUGCGCCCCGCCAACAUUCCCACAGCUUUGAGAAGCGGACUAGUAAACUCUCAGGUUGUGUGUUAGGAAGGUAUCCCGGAAAUGCAUGAGUGCAGAUGACUCCUGGUCUUUUAUUCUCUCCGAAUGCGUUAAGCGUUGUGAGUACGAACUCAGCUUUAGAGAUCUGCCCUGCGGGAUUCUAGCCUUACUAUUGACGUUACCUAUCGUGUUCUUGGCGAUGUUUUCCUGAAACUUAAGUUUCUGUGAAAUCUAAGUAGUGUAAAAGUUUUCCCCGUUCGUUGUGGCAUAGGAAAGCAGAAAAAUAAUCUCUAGUUCCUUAUGUCUAGAUGUUUAAAAUGUGCCCUCUUUUUGCACAAACCUUUGGAUAUUUUUCUCUUUCACAGAUUUAAUUAAUUGCCUAGCUACCACUGAUGAAGAUGUGUUGGAGUAACUGCUGAAACUGCAUUUUAUUGAUCAGAGAUCGUCUGUUUGUUGCACUUAUUUUUGCUUUCCCUACCUCUUUGAGCUUUACUGUAAUGGCUGAGAAACUUGGAAAAUAAAAUGAACGUGCUGUGGUCUUGAAUAUAAUUUUUUGAGAAAAAAAUUAAAGUGCCAGAGUGAAAGCCAGAAUGGCAUCCAGAGAAAGGCUCUUUGAACUUUGGAUGCUUUAUUGUACCAAGAAAGAUCCUGAUUACCUGAAGCUGUGGUUGGACAGUUUUGUUUCUAGCUAUGAGCAGUUCUUAGAUGUUGAUUUUGAAAAACUGCCUACCAGGGUAGAUGAUAUGCCUCCAGGAAUAUCUCUACUUCCUGAUAAUAUUCUGCAAGUUCUGAGGAUCCAGCUGUUACAAUGUGUUCAGAAAAUGGCAGAUGGAUUGGAGGAACAACAACAAGCUUUGUCAGUUUUGCUUGUCAAGUUCUUCAUUAUUCUUUGCAGAAAUUUAUCAAAUGUGGAAGAAAUUGGAACAUGCUCAUAUAUUAAUCAUGUCAUCACUAUGACAACACUCUAUAUUCAGCAAUUAAAAAGUAAGAAAAAAGAGAAGGAAAUGGUGGAUCAGACAGCUGUUGAAGAAUUUGUGAUCCAUGCACUGGCAUUUUGUGAAAGUUUAUAUGAUCCAUAUAGGAAUUGGAGACAUACAAAUUCAGGACACAUCCUUAGUUCUGUGGAAAAGAGCAGACAGAAAUAUAAACCAGCUUCUCUCACUGUGGAAUUUGUUCCUUUCUUUUAUCAAUGUUUUCAGGAAAGUGAACAUCUCAAGGAAAGUCUUAAGUGUUGCUUAUUGCAUCUCUUUGGAGCCAUUGUAGCCGGUGGGCAGAGGAAUGCUUUGCAGGCAAUUUCUCCAGCCACCAUGGAAGUUCUUAUGAGAGUUUUGGCCGAUUGUGAUUCCUGGGAGGAUGGAGAUCUUAAAGAAGUGGGUAGGAAAGUAGAAUUAACGCUGAAGUGCCUUACAGAAGUGGUACAUAUCCUUCUCACUAGCAGUUCUGACCAGCGACAAGUGGAAACCAGUACUAUUCUGGAGAACUAUUUUAAACUGCUCAAUUCAGAUCAUUCAGCUUUAUCUAUUCAAAGGAGGUCCAGAUUGUGGGAAAGCCGGUUCAUAGCUCUGCAGAUCAAAAUGCUAAAUACCAUCACAGCCAUGUUAGAUUGCACAGAUAGGCCUGUUCUUCAGGCCAUUUUUCUUAACAGUAAUUGCUUCGAACAUCUCAUACGACUGCUACAGAACUGCAAGGUGUUUCAGGGACAGUUGGACUGUUUGGCUGUAUCAACUAUUCAAGCUUUGACUGCAGUAAUGAACAAAUCUCCAGCUGCUAAGGAGGUAUUUAAAGAAAGAAUUGGUUACACACAUAUGUUUGAAGUGUUAAAGUCUCUAGGUCAGCCGCCUCUAGAACUACUGAAAGAACUCAUGAAUAUGGCUGUAGAGGGUGACCACACUUCAGUUGGGAUUUUGGGCAUUAGUAAUGUCCAGCCUCUUUUGCUUCUUAUCCAGUGGCUUCCAGAGCUAGAAUCCCAUGACCUGCAAAUCUUCAUCUCUGAUUGGCUAAAAAGAAUUUGUUGUAUUAAUAGACAGAGUCGAACUACUUGUGUGAAUGCAAACAUGGGAAUGAAAAUCAUUGAAACCCUUGAUUCCCAUUCUUCCCUCCAUCGAACUUGUGCUGAAAAUUUGAUUGCAAUUCAUGGUUCUUUGGGGAGUCAGUCAGUGAGCUCAGAAGAAGUCCGUCGACUACUAAGGUUGCUAAGAGUAGAUGAAUAUAAGGUUAUUCACCCUUAUACCCCUCCUGUGACUCGAGCAAUCCUGACAAUGGCCCGAAAACUAUGUCUUGAGAGUGCACUGCAGUAUUUUAAUUUAUCACAUAGUAUGUCAGGAAUUUCUGUGCCUUCCAUACAGAAAUGGCCAGGGUCUGCUUUUUCUUUCAGUGCUUGGUUUUGCUUAGAUCAGGAUCAGUUGACUCUUGGCAUUGCUAGCAAAGGAGGAAAAAGAAAACAAUUGUACAGCUUUUUUACAGGAAGUGGCAUGGGUUUUGAAGCUUUUAUUACCCAUUCAGGUAUGUUGGUUGUGGCAGUGUGCACAAAAAGAGAAUAUGCAACGGUUAUGCUUCCUGACCACAGUUUUUGCGAUUCCCUCUGGCACAACAUAACCAUUGUUCACAUUCCUGGAAAAAGGCCCUUUGGUCAGAGUCUUGUCUGCAUCUAUGACAAUGGACAACAAAAGGUUUCUGCCCCGCUCCGAUUUCCUGCCAUGAAUGAACCUUUCACUUCCUGUUGCAUUGGUUCUGCUGGGCAGAGAACCACCACUCCCCCACCAUCCCAGAUCCCAGAUCCUCCUUUCUCUUCUCCCAUUUCCCCUCAUUGGACAUCAUUUGGUGGGAUUCUGUCAUCAGCCUCCUGGGGAGGAACGACUGAAAAAUCAAAAUCAGUUACUAAAUUGAUAUCAGCUGGAACCCAAGACAGUGAGUGGGGAUGCCCCACGUCCCUGGAGGGUCAGCUGGGGUCUGUUAUUAUCUUCUGUGAAGCACUGCAGCCUCCUCAAGUGAAAGUAUUGUACUUAGCAGGUCCAAAUUGUUUAAGCCCUUGGAAAUGUCAAGAGUCUGACAUGGCCGACCUGCCUGGUAAUGUCCUUCUUCACUACACAGCAAAGGCCUGCAAAAAUUCAAUCUGCCUUGAUUUAUCUACUAAUCGUUUGCAUGGAAGAUUAACAGGAAACAAAGUAGUGAACUGGGACAUUAAGGACAUCAUCAACUGCAUAGGUGGAUUGAAUGUACUCUUUCCUUUACUGGAGCAAAUCAGCCACUUGAGUGAAGAAGGGCAGAUUGCCGAAGGAAGGUGUGAAAGCACAGUUUCUGAAUCAGUUGGUCCUGUAGAGGGAGAUAGCGUCAUGCUGACCUCCUCAAAGGCAUCAGAGUCAAGACUAGAGAAAAAUCUAGUGGCUACAUUUAUCUUGAUUAUGAAACAUCUUAUUCAGAGACACCCUAUCAACCAGGACAACCUUAUUCACUCUCAUGGAGUUGCAACUCUUGGUGCCUUACUUCAGAAGGUACCAGGCCCCUUAAUGGAUGUUAAUGUACUGAUGGCAGUUCAACUACUAAUUGAGCAGGUAUCCUUGGAGAAAAAUAUGCUGCUCCUGCAACAAAUGUACCAAUAUUUACUUUUUGACUUCCGGGUUUGGAAUCGUGGAGAUUUUCCCUUCCGAAUUGGUCAUAUACAGUAUCUUUCGACAAUCAUUAAAGAUAGUAGGAGAGUUUUCCGAAAGAAGUAUGGUGUGCAGUUUCUCCUAGAUACACUUAGGAUUUAUUAUGGGAGUGGUUGUAAAUAUAAUGAGCUAUCUCUAGAUGAUAUCCGAACAAUAAGGAGUUCUUUGUAUGGAUUAAUUAAAUAUUUUCUGUGCAAAGGUGGAACUCAUGACGAGAUACAAAGUAUUAUGGGUUACAUAGCUGCUACAAAUGAAGAAGAGCAACUCUUUGGAAUUUUGGAUGUACUCUGCAGUCUUCUACGUACCAGCCCAACUAGAGGCCAACUUUUCUUACUGCUGUUUGAACCAGGAAAUGCUGACAUCCUUUAUGCCUUGCUCUUAAAUCAGAAGUACUCUGAUAAACUAAGGGAAAUUGUUUUUAAGGUUAUGGAACUGAUGUUGAAAUGCACAAAUGUUUACGAACGUAGUAAACACCGUAUUCAACUCAGAGAAGUUGGCUACUCAGGAUUGGGACUCCUCCUUAAUGAAGCAUCCAUUAACACCUCUCUCAUUAAAAACCUUACCAAUCAGAUCAUAAACACAGACCCUGUUAAUUUCAAAGAUCUGUUAUCUGUGGUAUAUAUAUCUCACAGAACACAUGUAAACGUCAGAGUGGUCCUCUGCAGAAAGAUUUUACAGAUUUUGCAGUCCCAGCCAGAUGCAGCACAUCAAAUAUCACAACAAGUGGGUUGGCAAGAUACCUUAGUUAAACUUUUUUUAAAAGUAAAUUUCGAAAAUGGAAAGUCCCUUCAUAAGCACAGUAGAGCUGUUUUAAUGAACGAAAUCAAUAAAAAUACAUCAACUGAAGAUACUAAGAGGAACUCAGAUGAAAAGACAGAUGAUGAAAAAAUCAACUUUAUUUUGUCAGCUAGUGUGUCUUCGGAUCAGUGGAGUUUGGAGGAUAGACAGUCUUUAGACUCAAGCACACUACUAAUUCAAGAAGAUACCUCUGUGGGAGAAUUGUGUAAGUCGGAGAAUCAAGAGCUCUGGCAUAGUAACCCUUCACAUUUGAGUUUAGAUCUCAGUGGAGUUGACACUUGUGAACUGAGUGACAGUGGGAACCAAAUGCCAGAUAGCCUGCCUAGCACGCCAUCCUCAAUAGAGUCUAAGUCAUUUUCUGCUCAGUCCGAUAAAGAAUGCAGCACCAGUGAUACGGGCUUUGGUGAUGACUUCUCUUUGCUUGAAAACCAAGAGAGAUGUGAGGAGGAGCUUCUUCAAUUGCUGACAGAUAUUUUAAAUUAUAUAAUGUAUAAGGGACUAGAAAAGUCUGAUAAUGAAUCUUGGAUUGAACGGGGACAAGUGUUUUCAGCACUAACUAAACCUGGAAUAUCCAGUGAGCUACUUAGACCAUCAGAUGAAAUAAAAUUAAUUUUGCUACAGAAGAUGUUAGAAUGGGAACUCACAGAAAGCAGAGAGGCAAAAACGAAUCCAGUAACUGCUGAAAAUGCCUUCCAACUUUUACUGAUCAUACAAGACUUCCUGUAUUCAGAGGGACUAGAUAAUUCAAACAUGUGGACUGAGAAGCUUUUAGAGGAUAUCAUGCUGCUCUUUGAGUGUCUGUCAGUCUGGUGUUCUGAAAGUCCAGUUUGGGUAAAACUUUCUCAAAUUCAGAUCCAGUUGCUUCUGGGAUUCAUUGAAAGCGGCAAUUUGCAGGUUUGUGCAGUGGCAUCAGCCAAGCUAAAUGCCAUUCUUCAGACCAAAGUGAUUGAAAGCCAGGAGGAAGCGUGUUACAUUUUAGGGAAGCUGGAACAUGUUCUCAGUCAAUCAAUCAAAGAACAGACUGAGACCUACUCAUUCCUGAUUCCCCUUGUCCAUACUCUGGUGUCCAAAAUUUAUGAACUUCUCUUCAUGAACUUGCACCUUCCUUCUUUACCUUUUACCAAUGUUAGCUCCUCGUUUUUUGAAGAUUUUCAAGAAUAUUGCAGUUCAAACGAAUGGCAAGUUUACAUUGAAAAAUAUAUUGUUCCUUAUAUGAAGCAAUAUGAAACUCAUACAUUUUAUGAUGGUCAUGAAAAUAUGGCACUUUAUUGGAAGAAUUGUUAUGAAGCCUUAAUGGUGAAUAUGCAUAAACGAGACAGGGAAGGAGGAGAAAGCAAGCUCAAAUUUCAGGAGUUUUUUGUGGAGCCAUUUAAUCGAAAAGCACGCCAAGAGAACUUGAGAUAUAAUAAUAUGCUUAAACAACUUAGCAGUCAACGAUUAGCUGCUCUUAGACUCUGGAAGGCAGUACAACUCUACCUUACAUGUGAAAGGGGACCUUGGGCUGAAAGGAAACAGAAUCCAAUUCACUGGAAAUUAGCUAAUGUAGAAAAUCAUUCCCGCAUGAGACUUAAACUGGUACCAAACUAUAAUUUCAAAACCCAUGAAGAAGCUAGUGCCUUGAGAGAUAAUUUAGGUGUCCAGCAAUCACAACCUUCCAGUGAUUCAUUGCUUUUGGAAGUAGCAAAACAAGUGAAGGUUAGUGACAUGGAGGAGGAUAAAUUGGAACUUUUUGAAGAGGACAUAACAGCCAGAGUAAAUACUGAUGAGAAAGAAGAACAGGAUCAUAAAGAAAAACUGGUAUUGACAGAAGACUGUGAACUUAUCACAGUAAUUGAUGUAAUUCCUGGCAAAUUAGAAAUCACUACUCAAUACAUAUACUUCUAUGAUGGCAGCAUUGAAAAAGAAGAUGGUGUAGGCUUUGAUUUCAAGUGGCCUCAUUCUCAAAUUCGAGAGAUUCACUUACGGCGUUACAACUUAAGGAGAUCAGCCCUUGAGAUUUUUCAUGUUGACCAGUCCAACUACUUUCUCAAUUUCAAAAAAGAGGUUAGAAACAAAGUAUAUAGCCGACUAUUAUCACUUACUUCUCCAAAUAGUUAUGGAACAAGAUCACCACAGGAGUUAUUUAAAGCAUCUGGAUUGACACAGAAAUGGGUGAACAGAGAGAUAUCAAAUUUUGACUACCUCAUUCAAAUAAAUACAAUGGCAGGACGAACCUAUAAUGACCUUGCACAAUAUCCUGUGUUUCCCUGGAUUUUACAAGAUUAUACCUCGGGAGAGUUGGACCUUAAUAACCCCACUGUAUUUAGAGAUCUUUCCAAACCAAUUGGAGUAGUCAAUGAUAAAAAUGCCAAAAUUAUGCGAGAAAAAUAUGAAAAUUUUGAGGAUCCUAUGGGAACAAUUGAUAAGUUUCAUUAUGGUACUCACUACUCAAAUUCUGCGGGGGUCAUGCACUAUCUUAUCCGUGUAGAACCAUUCACCACCCUUCACAUCCAGCUUCAGAGUGGAAGAUUUGACUGUGCAGAUCGACAGUUCCAUUCCAUUCCUGCUACCUGGCAAGCUCUCAUGGAUAAUCCAUAUGACGUGAAAGAACUUAUUCCUGAAUUCUUCUAUUUCCCAGAGUUUUUGGAAAAUCAAAAUCAAUUUAACUUGGGUCGUCUACAAGUUUCCAAAGAACUAGUAAAUGAUGUCAUUCUCCCCAAGUGGGCCAAAUCAGCUGAAGAUUUCAUCUGUAAACAUAGAAAAGCUCUGGAGUCUGAAUAUGUUUCUGCUCAUCUGCAUGAAUGGAUAGAUCUGAUUUUUGGCUAUAAACAGAGGGGACCAGCUGCAGUGGAAGCACUCAAUGUUUUCUAUUACUGUAGUUAUGAAGGAGCUGUGGAUCUGGAUUCUUUAACAGAUGAAAAGGAACGAAAAGCCUUAGAAGGGAUGAUUAAUAAUUUUGGGCAAACACCUUGUCAACUGCUAAAGGAACCACACCCUCCCAGGUUAAAAGCAGAGGAAGUGAUGCAGAAGCAGAUAAAAACAGAUAUUUCAACCCUAAACCUGUUUCAACACCUCCCUGAACUCAAGUCAUUUUUUAUAGAGGGAAUUAGUGAUGGUAUUCCACUAUUAAAGGCCAUUGUCCCCCAAAAUCAGUCUCGUUCUUUUAUGUCUCAAGGCAGUCCUGAGUUACUGGUAACAGUAAGUAUGAACUAUGUUAUUGGAACCCAUGGAUGGCUGCCUUAUGACAGAAAUAUAUCUAAUUACUUCACCUUCAUCAAGGAUCAAACUGUAACAAAUCCAAAAACUCAGCGUAGUAUGAAUGGUCCUUUUGCUCCAGGGCUGGAACUUACUUCUAAGCUCUUUGUGGUAUCGCAUGAUGCCAAGUUACUCUUCAGUGCUGGACACUGGGAUAAUAGCAUUCAAGUGAUGUCACUUACAAAAGGCAAAAUUAUAUCACACAACAUCAGACAUAUGGAUAUUGUGACUUGCUUAGCUGCAGAUUACUGUGGAUUACAUUUGAUUUCUGGUUCCAGAGAUACUACAUGUAUGAUAUGGCAAAUUACACAACAGGGAGGCGCUCCUGUGGGCUUAGCAUCUAAACCUUUUCAAAUUCUUUAUGGACACACUGAUGAGGUAUUGAGUGUCGCCAUAAGCACUGAACUAGACAUGGCAGUAUCAGGAUCAAGGGAUGGCACUGUGAUUAUAUAUACCAUUAAGAAAGGUCAGUACAUGAGGACUUUACGGCCACCUUGUGAGAGUUCUCUGUUCCUGACCAUUCCCAAUUUGGCUAUAUCUUGGGAAGGGCACAUUGUCAUCUACUCCAGCACUGAAGAAAAGACCACCCUCAAGGAUAAGAAUGCUUUACAUCUGUUUUCAGUAAAUGGCAAGUAUCUGGGGUCUCAAGUCCUGAAGGAACAAAUAUCAGAUAUGUGUAUAAUUGGAGAACACAUUGUCGUGGGCAGUUUACAAGGGUCCCUAUCUAUAAGAGAUCUCCACAGUUUGAAUCUCAGCAUCGCGCCAUUAGACAUGCGGUUGCCUAUCCACUGUGUUUGUGUAACCAAGGAAUACAGCCAUAUUCUAGUAGGUUUAGAAGAUGGCAAGUUGAUUGUAGUAGGUGUUGGCAAGCCAGCUGAGAUGCGUUCAGGUCAGCUUUCUCGAAAAUUGUGGGGAUCUAGCAAGCGACUCAGCCAGAUUUCAGCUGGAGAAACAGAAUAUAACACUCAAGAUUUCAAGUGAUUAUUUCCAUCUUCUGUCAUGGAUAACUGAAACUUGAUGUAUUGUUUUGUCAUUUUAACCACAUCUCUCAGCUCUCCAAAAGGCUGUAAAGCUUUUGUCUCUGAAAAUCCCUUAUGUGAGUUUGCUACAAUUUGGUAUGGUUUAUAUAAGUAUGUAGGGUGUAUUAUGCACUUUUAGCUGUUUAGUGUUACUAAAUCUAUUCUUAUUAAUCAAUCUUUAGUCUAUGCUGAGAUGGAUUUGAGAAACUUGAUUUGAUUUAAUUUAAUUACCCAUUCCUAAAAAUCAUUAGAUCCAUUUAAAAAAUAAAUUUUCAAAAUGAAAUUAUAUUCAAUUCAUCUAGUAGCCAAAGUAGCAAAAUUUAAGGUAUUUCUAGUAAAAGAAUACAGACAGUGGGCUGAGAAAUGUGGCUUUCUACACAUUCUUUAGAUAAUCAUUUUUCUAUUUUCUGACUUCCACAUUAAAAAUUAUUUAUGAAUCUACUGACUGGAGGUAAUAAUUUCUAAUGCAUGUGUUGCAUACUUAUAUUUUCAAAACUCACCAAAAGUUCUAGGAUUGCAUGGUAAGAUUAAAAGAAAAUAUUCAAAGUGGUACAAUGGCUCAUUCUGCAACUAUUUCACAUGCUAUUAAUGAAAAUUUGAGUUGUAUCAUCACAGAAAAUAAAAGUUGAGUAGGAAAAAGAGAAGCUAGAGAUACAUUUUAUAGAUGUGUUUCAUUAUAGUAUAUUUAAGCAAAAAUGCUGUUUGUGAUUUUAUCAGUGGGUAUUUUAAGUAAUAUUAACAGAGUUUACAACUGCAAAAUUCAAAAUUUCUUGGUGUCUUAUUUGAUAAGUAAAUACUCUUUUACUCUGAAAAUUAGAAGAAUUAACUUUACCCAAAUAUAUUAUUUUUUUACCUAGGAUAUCUGUGAUUGAUGGAUUAAUUGAAAAAACGUAUAUAAAUUAAAUAAUCAUUUAAAGUAAUCUUUUAGGUUUAAUUGGUUGGUUAUUUUGAGACAGGGUUUCACCUUGUGAUUCAUCCUGAACUGUGUUCACACUGUAGUUCAGUGUUGGACUGACUGUGUAGCUCAGACUGGCCUUGACAUCUUGGCAAUCCUGCCUCAGUGUCCUGAGUGCUG